CGACACCGCUUCCGGUUGGUCAGGACACGUCAUUAAUUCAACUGAGGAAGAGGAGCAGUGCAAAUCUUAAUAACAUAGAUAUACAUUGUAAGCGAAGAAUCAUGUCCAACUCAGUCAUUUCUGUUAUUUCUCGCUUUCUGGAGGAGUACAGCACCACGACGCCCACCAAGCUGAAGGUGGUGGACGCGUAUCUGCUGUACAUCUUGUUAACAGGAGCGUUGCAGUUCCUGUACUGUCUCCUCGUUGGAACCUUCCCAUUCAACAGCUUUUUGUCAGGCUUCAUCUCGUGUGUGGGUUCUUUCAUUCUCGCAGACCACACGAGAAGUCAUCAACCACCGGUAAAAAUCCUGGAACCUACAAUGUUUUUUUUUUUUUUUUUUUUUUCCGGACCUGGACAACAAAUUCCCAGCAUCAAGCGUGAACAAGAUGCAUUGUUUUACAUUUGAUGCAGAACCGUUUUCUUACUGAUGACAUGAUGCUUUUUUAUGUAAACAUUUGUAAAGCAUUCCCUCUUUGCACUGACAGAAAUAAAACAUCUGUAACAGUG
Molecule: messenger RNA, 547 nt
Organism: Austrofundulus limnaeus
Lineage: Eukaryota; Metazoa; Chordata; Actinopteri; Cyprinodontiformes; Rivulidae
Gene: dad1
Product: defender against cell death 1
Biological process (GO): protein N-linked glycosylation
Cellular component (GO): membrane; oligosaccharyltransferase complex
Source: RefSeq, a predicted model, not a curated record